GCUGCACAUCAACCUUCGUCUUCAAGAGCUCUAUGCCACUUUUGUGUAGCUCUUGGUUUGUGCCAUUCGCGGAAUCCCUCGCCAGCCGCAAGAUGGAGUGGCUGGACAUCGCCAAGGACCUAAACGCCGGUACCAUCGGCGGCGUGGCUGGCAUUGUAGCCGGCCAUCCGCUGGACACCGUCAAAGUGCAACUACAGACCAGUCGCGAGGCUGGCGCCGGCGUCUUGCGGACUUUACGCCGAGUUGUUGGCUCGGAGGGCGCAGCGGGGCUGUACCGAGGCCUGCUGUCCCCAAUCCUGAGCAAUGCACCUAUCAAUGCUGUUGUAUUCGGUGUACAGGGCCAAGUAGUGCGUGGUCUACAGCAAGGUGAUGCUCCGUUGUCCAGUACUCAGCACUUUAUGGCUGGGUCCAGUGCUGGGCUAGUCCAAGUGAUCUUCGCGGCACCGUCGGAGCACGUCAAGAUCCAACUGCAGACUGGAGCUAUGGGGGCGGAACACAGCUCUCUAGUAGCUGGACGUACGAUUCUCAGGAGAUAUGGCGCCAGGACGCUGUUCAAGGGCUGGCAAGUGUGUCUACUGAGGGAUGUACCGGCGUUUGGAGCGUACUUCUGCGGCUAUGAAGCGACCAAGCGAUGGCUGACUGACGGACAGAGCGAGAAUGAGACGGAUUUUAAGCUUAUGAUGGCUGGAGGCAUCGCAGGGAUGUUGUCGUGGGUGGUGAGUAUGCCACAAGAUGUAGUUAAGAGUUGCGUGCAGAGUCAGAGCCUCGAGGGCAAGCAGAUGACUAUGACGCAAAUUGCAAGAACGAGGAUGCAGCAGGAGGGACCGGGAUUCUUCUUCAAGGGAUUCAGCGCCACAAUGCUUAGAGCGUUUCCAGUUAGUGCAGUGACGUUUCUUGUCUACGAGAAGACCAUGCAGUUCAUGUCUUGAGGGAGGGAUCCAAGUUCCGUGCGACUAUUCUGGAUAUUGCUGGUAGCGUGGAGUCAUUGGGAAUCGUUAUGUAGCGCGUGACAGCGGAAACUACAUGUAACUUGAAGAUAAUAGAAAUAGUCUAACCAAAACGAUAUGAAGAUGUUGUCGUAAGCCAUCUUAAAAAUAAACAAAAAAGUACCAAUUUUUUGUCGACUUCUGGCC
Molecule: messenger RNA, 1133 nt
Organism: Phytophthora nicotianae INRA-310
Lineage: Eukaryota; Oomycota; Peronosporomycetes; Peronosporales; Peronosporaceae
Exons: 1
Coding region: 33-929 (298 amino acids)
Biological process (GO): transport
Molecular function (GO): transmembrane transporter activity
Source: RefSeq, a predicted model, not a curated record